Messenger RNA from Chionomys nivalis (European snow vole), 6491 nucleotides. RefSeq names its product caspase recruitment domain family member 6 (gene Card6). The transcript is spliced from 4 exons. The record is from RefSeq and is a predicted model, not a curated record. Gene Ontology annotation, biological process: regulation of apoptotic process. Bases 151 to 3501 code for a protein of 1116 amino acids. Lineage: Eukaryota; Metazoa; Chordata; Mammalia; Rodentia; Cricetidae.
UUCAGCGUUUGCAGUCCGGUCUGGGCCCGCGGCGUGGAUUCCGAUCGUGGGGCUCGAGGGCGGUCGGACUCUCUGCGUGACAGUGCCGCUGGCUGUGUAUGCUGCUGGGACUAGGAUCCCGAGGCUGGAAAGCCAGCUUCCCAGGAAGCAAUGGCUACCAAGAGGGCUUCCUCAGAAAUCAUAGCAAGACAAAGAACGAAGUUGCUUACUGUCCUCCAGCAAGACCCCGACUCUCUCUUGGACACGUUAGCCUCUCAGAGACUGAUUUCUGAGGACGAGUAUGAGAUGCUAGAGCAGAUUCCCGAUCCCCUGAAGAAAAGUCGGAAGCUGUUAAUUGUGGUCCAGAAGAGGGGAGAGGAGAGCUGUCAUUGUUUCCUCAGGUGUUUGUCUGACGCGUUCCCAGAGGCAGCUGCCACUUUGGGCUUAAAGCAUGAAGUUGCACAGCAGGGGGCUGAAGCAGCUGUGGGAGUGAGCAGGGGUUCAGCAGACCCCUUUUUCCUUGGGAGGAGAACUCCAGAGCAUGGAGAGAUUGUAGUGCUCUCUGAAGAGAAAGAAUGUGUCCAUUGGGAAAGUAAGGAUGGGGAAGCUGCAGGAUCCUCCAGGGAGAAUCAGGAGGGACGUGGCACACCACAAAUCAUGGCCCUGCGUUCAAUUGGAAGAGCUGAGUAUGACAUUCCAACGAGUAUCACUUACUUAAAUGACGGGCAAAGAUACGAGGAGCCAGACGAUUCUCUGUACUUAGGAGAAGGGGAAUAUCAAGAGUCUGUUGGGUACCCAAAAGAUAUCGAGACCCUUGUGGAGGAAGGGGCCUCAGAUGACCUACAGUGCUUUGUAUGUGAUGGUGAAGAGGAAGAGGAACACAAGGAUGAAGAAACCAUGGGGUUUUCUGAUGAAGAAACCAUGGGGUUUUCUGAUGAAGAAGGUAGCUGCGAGGCUCCAGAGAGCGGCAUUUCAUUGGAAGAGGAGGAGGAGAACACUGAAGAAAGAAAAAGAGUGUUCUACCAUGUCCUGUCCUGUUUGAACAUGGACAGAAGCAGAAAGCUUCUCCCAGACUUUGUGAAGCAGUUUUCCAUAGAUCGACCAAGUAAGUGGACACCCGAGACUCCGGGAGACUUAGCUUGGAAUUUCCUGAUGAAAGUGCAGGCUUUAGACUUGACAGCCAGAGACUUUAUCCUUAGGCCCAAGAUGGCGGAUGAAGAGAGUGAAGAGGAGUUGCUGGCUGGGAUAGAGAAUUUAGACAUUGGAGACAUACAAACCAUCAACCCCCUUGACGUCCUUUGUGCCUGCAUGCUUUGUUCGGACAGCUCUCUGCAGCGUGAAGUCCUGUCAAACAUGUACCAGUGCCAGUUUGCUCUUCCUCUGCUGCUGCCAGAUGCAGAAAGCAACAAAAGCAUCUUAAUGCUAGGGGCCAUGAGAGGCUUACAGCAGCACCCAGCGCAGGCCUCAGCGGGGCCCCCCAGGGAAACAGAAGCAUUUCUGAGUCUCAGGAAGAUGCCUGUCAUCUCUUUUGUGCGGCUAGGACACUGUAGCUUCUCCAAGUCCAGAAUCCUUAACACAUUGCUCAGCUCCUCCCCACAGAAACCGCACAAAAUCUUUCUCCAUCAGGAUCCGUCCGUUCCCGUGCUUCCUCGGCAAAUUUCUGAUGGCCUGGUGGAGGUGACAUGGUGUUUUCCUGACAAGGAGCUAAAGGAAAAUCCUCAUGUUUUCCAAGAGCCUGUUGCUGUGACCAACCUUCGUGGAGAUCUUGAAAGCUUUUGGACUCAAUUUGGUUUUCUGGUGGAAGUUUCCUCAGCCAUAUUCUUCUUCACCGACUGCCUUGGUGAGAAGGAAUGGGACUUGCUGAUGUUUUUAGGAGAAGAUGCUAUUGAAAGAUGCUACUUUGUCCUUGGUCCUCAGGCCAAGGAGAGUGAAGAGGCUCAGAUUUUCCAAAGGAUCCUGAGACUGAAGCCGUCACAGUUACUGUUUUGGGAAGUGGAGGAAGCUGGGGAUAGAAGGAAGACGAUGGAGGCCCUUCAAGCUGCCCUCCAGGAAGUAAUGUCCUCUUCGCUUAGAUGUGUGUCCCUAGAAGAUAUGGCCUCUCUGGCCAGGGAGCUGGGCAUUCAGGUAGACCAAGACUUUGAAAUUCCUCAAGAUAUUCAACUUUCCCCCAGUACGACUGGAGGUGAGAGCCAGCAAACACAUAGUCAGACAAAAAGCCCAUCUGAAAGCCGAGCUCAGGUGCCAGUCAGAGAGCCUGGAGUCCAAUGUGAGGACACGCAGAAUGUUCAGAAUCUGCACCAGACUCCAGUGUUUGUGCCUCCGCCAGUACACCCGUGGCCCCUGCCGACCACAUUUGGAAGUAACUUUUACCACGGGCCCUUGAGAGCCCCUUGGGUUCUGAGCCCCCACUUUGGGUCACAGCAGAGGGCUAAGUGGUUCUAUCCUUUGCCCCAUCAGAAUACAAGGGUACGUGGCAGAGGGAAAAGCUUUGGUCCUCGGAACUUCCAACCCUGGAGAUUUUAUUCAGGGCAAGGAUUCAUGAAAAUUUCAGGAGCUUCUCAGGGGCAUCAUUUGAGUGGAACAUUUGGGAGAUCACAAAGACAGAUUCCUCAUGUGCGGAACCAUCCUGAGAGCCCACAGGCAGAGAGAAAUCUUCAAAGGUCUGGGACGGUGGUCUCUCAUGUAGACCACUCACAUUCUCUAGGCUCGCAAGCAAGAACAGUAGCAGGGAAGCCGCAGGUUGGGAAAACCUGUGUCCAGGGGAUGCAGCUGAGUGAAGCCACUAGAAAACCCGUGAGGACAACGUUGCAUAGUAAGUAUCCUCACCCUCCAUUCUGUCAGCCAGCAGGAGCCGUUCAAGAACCAAAAAUACCUGUUUGUCAUCAAGGAUCUCAAAGGAUUAAACAGGGAAGGCCUUCAGAUUCAGCUUUCCAGCCAGACUCUCAGUCCACAUCUGGGAGUAAACUUUCUUCUACCUGCCAGUUCAACUCCCAUCAACCCAAGUUCCAGGUCAAACACUUUGAGCCUAAGCCCAUUCAACCUCAGAAAAAAACCCCUCAUCUCCAGCUUUCCCAAGCUAAGGCCCCUCAUUCCCAGCCUUCCCAAGCUAAACCCAUUCAUCCCCAGCCUUCCCAAGCUAAACCCAGUCAUCCCCAGCCUUCCCAAGCUAAACCCAUUCAUCCCCAGCCUUCCCAAGCUAAACCCAGUCAUCCCCAGCCUUCCCAAGCUAAACCCAGUCAUCCCCAGCCCUCCCAAGCUAAACCCAGUCAUCCCCAGCCCUCCCAAGCUAAACCCAGUCAUCCCCAGCCCUCCCAAGCUAAACCCAGUCAUCCCCAGCCCUCCCAAGCUAAAUCCACUCAUCCCCAGCCCUCGCAAGCAAAACCCUCCCCAUCCACAUCUACUCAGUUCAAGCCACAUAGACCCCAAUCUAAGCCUUUUCAACCUAGAUCUAUUCAGCAUACAUCAUCACAGACUAAACCUUCACAAGCCAAGGCCCACUGCCCACGGGCAGGAAAACGUUGAAGAACAUAUCCCAGAGACCCUGGAAGUAUGUUCUUUGCUUAGGCUAUUUCUCUCGUGUAACAGUCUGAAGAAAAGUUUCAGUGAAAGACUGAUAAAAUGAGCAAAAUCACAAUAAAAAAUUAUGCCAAGUCUAAGUGCACAGCAAAGUAAAUCACAGUACUCUUUAGACAGAAUCAGUCAGAUCUCUGUGUGCCUGAAGCCAAACUGAUCUACAUAACAACACAAAGUUCUAGAUCAGCCAGAGAACAUGAGAUCUGGCUGCGUGGGAGGAGGGAAGAGCUGGGGAUGGACUUGAUCAUUGUAUAUAUGUUUGAGAUUGUCAAAUAAAAAUGCAAGGUGGAAAAAGAAUAGGACCUUAAGGAUACAUAAAUCAAUUGAAUCCAACCUUCCUUAUCAAGCAAUGUGUGAUUUGACCCCAGGGGAUGGAGUCUUGGGGAUAGCCAUAUAUGUGAGGAAUGGAAUUACAGUAUAAUUGCAAAGUAAUAAAAAGUAUGGAGCUAAAAUUAUCUCAGUGUUGAAGAAAAACUGCUUCUGAGGUGCCUUGGUUUUGGGUUUAUUAUCAGCCACUGAGCAGAGACCCUGCACUGUUGGUUAGUUAAAUAAGCUUGCUUGUGGUACUAGCCCCAAUUUUCAUACCUGAUAAGACUAUCUCACUUGGCUCUUAUAUACAGGGAAAUAAUGAAUGUUCAGCAAAACACAUCAUUUUACAUAAACUUUGGGAUUGAUUUAUAUAUGUUUCAAACUUUGUAUAUAAUAACAAAGAAUUUAGCUCAUUAGAGGUCAUGAUAUUAUGAGUUUAAUUAAUUGAAAUUGCUAUAGAGAUGAAUACUUUACAUUGGUAUGGGUCUUGGUUCUACUGAUACAAAUUUAAGGUCAAUUUUGUUAUAUGUAUAUUUCUGCUCUUGAUUAAGGUAUUGUGUUUGUGCAACUUAUUUUAAAAUGUAAUGUAUAAUUAAGAAAUACAGGUCAAUAUACAGUCAUUUGUAAUAGUCAAGCUUGUAGUCAUGUUAGUUAGGUUUUCUAAAUGUACAGAGAUAUAUUUCAAAUGGAUAGAUAUUCUUCAAAUCUUUCAAAGACUAACAGAAUAUGGCAUUUAAAAUGUUUUAGAAACUUAGGACUUUUUAUGACAAUGAGACACAUCUUCUCCUGGCAAUCUACUUCAAGAUGAUGAUGGGCAUUGAAAAGGCUCUUUAUAGAGUUUAUUAGCCAUUUGGGCAAGAAACUGUUCUUGCCUGGACUGUUUGAUAUUAUGCUAUAUGAACUGGACAUGCAGGACCCACAGAAAAAUGACUGCUGAAGUUGCCUAAAGGUGAGACAGUCUUUCAGGGUUCUUACUUCAUGAAAGAGUCUGCCAGACAUUCUGAAGACACAGAAAAAAGUGACUGACAAACUUCUAGUAUAGGUGGAACUGUUUUUGAAAUUUUCUGCUUCCUGGAAAAUGGGCCGGAAUGCUGAAGAUGGAUGUUCCAGUGUUACAGAAGAACUUUGGGUGACUGUCCAGGCAACGAGAUGUCUCUGUCAAUUCUAGAGUUUUGGAAGUUGCUUACAAUGCAUUUCCUAUUAACUUAGGUAAUAUUAUAUCCUUCUGGAGUUUUUAAUGGAGUUGAAGAAUAGAUAGUUACAAUUAUAGUUUUUCUUAGUUAUGAUAGAAGAUAAAGUAUAUAUCAUAACUGUAAUUCUGGCUUGAUACCUGUUUUGUUAAAUGUAAGUUUACUAUAUUAAAGUUAAAACCUCCCUUUUUAUUUAGACAGAAAAGGGGAAGUGAUGUGGGAUUCCACUCUGUAUGCUGUAAACAUGUUUUAUUGCCAUUGGUGAAUAAAGAAGCUGCUUGGGCCUAUGACAGGGCAGAAUAUAGUCAGGCUGGAAGAGAUAUAGCAAGAGAGUAGGUGGAGUCAGGGAGAAGCCAUGUAGCCAAUGCAGGAGACAGAUGCUGUACUUUACAGGUAGGCCACAACCAUGUGGUGAUACACAGAUUAAUAGAAAUGGGUUAAUUUAAGAUAUAAGAGCUAGCCAAUAAGAAACAUGAACUAACAGGCCAAGCAGUAUUACAAUUAAUAUAGUUUCUGUUUGAUUAUGUUGGGUCUGGGCAGCUGGGAGAUGAACAAGCAGCCUCUGUCUACAUGGAAUCAGAAAUGUGUUAGUGAAUUUUUAAUUUUAGAGUUAAGUUGAAAAGAUUAAGAUGAAUUUAUAAAGGAUAUAAGUAAUGUUUGAGAGAACUUAUAGUUUGGAGGAAUUAUAAUUUUCGGAAGUUUAUAUUUUUCUGAACAUUUGGAUAGCUUCUGCUAGAUAACCGUGUUAAAAGAAUAAACUUGAUCCAGAUAUUUAGCUGGAGCAUCUCUGAGUUUGUAAGUGGCACCAAGUACCAAUAAAAGACAACAUUUGCAGAACGUGCCACUGCACACCUCUGACUUGAGGCUGAGGAAUAUGGAUCAAGGUUCGUUAGCAGCUCACAGGGAGACCAAGCCUCAAGAAACAAAAACAAGCUACUUAAAGGUAGAUGUUAAAAUUUGCCUCAUUUAGAAAUAAAGUAAGAUUUAUAAAUUGGACUAAACAUCUCAGUUUUUGGAUGUAUGAAUUUUAAUUUUUUAUUGUACAUGUGUAUAGUGCAUGUGUGUAUGUACAUGCGUGUCACAACAUGUAUGUUGAGGUCAGUGGAUAACUUUAUGAAGUCUGUUCUUUCUACCUUUAUGUGUAGCAAGUGCUUUUCCUUGCUGAACUAUCUUACCUGUCCCCAUAAAUUUAAUUUGAAAUAGUAAAAUAGUUCCAAGGAGUCAGCUAAUCAAAAAAUUGCUUUCAAGGCUUCAAGGAAAAAAAUCAUAUUGACCAAUGGAUAACAAUUAAACUUUUGAAAGGAAUCAAUACUGUCUGAAAAUAGUCUAAUAUCACAAAAAUGUGUUUUACAUAUGUUGAAUAAUCUUGUAUUUCUCUCUCAUGGUUGUUGUAAAGACGAAAAGGAAAUAGAAGACAGUAUAUGUGAAUGUUUAAUUUUA